AUGAAUGAUCAAAAUUUCUUAACAUUUACAAUUGAAUCCGAUCUUAACGAGAAAUUAAAUGAAUCAAAUGUACCAAGAAUGGCUGUGAUUUUCUAUUCUGGUGAUCGAUGGCGAUAUCAAUUGAGAGAAGAAUUAUUAAAUGGUCAAAAUCGUUCCGAGACAGAAAAACUUCUCAAAGAGUCUAAUGCUAAUCUUAGUCUUGCAAGAGGUCCAUUGGAUUUUGUGAAAGUAAACAUUAAAAUUGAAUGGUUUGAAAAAGACCACAAAUAUUUAUAUAAAAUCACAUCGAUCAAUGAUAUUCUAUCACAAAAUGAAUAUCUUCAAGGAACACGUACUUCAAUUAAGGCUAUUCCCUUCUUUAAUGAAUCUAUGCUUGAUGCAGCUAAGAUUUCUGAUGGUGCUACUCACUAUUGUUGGCUUAAUUGUGUAAAUAUUGAAGGGAAUACUAUUGCUAAGAAUGCGAAAGUAGAUGAAAUAUCUAUGCUCCUUCUUGGUGGAUUAGCUUAUUUUAAAAGAACAGAAUUAGACAAUGAUUAUGAAUUGAUUUAUAUUAAUCGAUUUCGACAAAGUGAUAAUGGUUGUUUAAUAUGUCAGAAUGAUAAACCAUGGAAGAGUGAAUAUACACAAGCUUUAGAUGAUCAAGAUCGAUUUAUGUCUGUUCAACAUAUGGCUUUUUUGGGUGAGAAUGUAAAAUAUGCAGCGUUUCUUGAUGCGAAUGAAUCAUUCGUGAGUUCGAUUGAUCCAAAACGUAAAUGGACACCAACACAAAACUGGGCAUUUUUAUAUUUAUUCAAUGAUGAUAAAUCACCAAAUGAAAAAGAUCGCUUUUUUGAAAUUUUACCAGAUCCACUUGGAAGACCAGUAUCAGAAACAAGUCAUGAAAACAAUUAA
Adineta ricciae is the source of this 891-nucleotide messenger RNA. The record is from the annotation of a GenBank genome assembly. NCBI's taxonomy places the organism in Eukaryota, Metazoa, Rotifera, Eurotatoria, Adinetida, Adinetidae.